AUGGUGUUUGGUCCUGAGACCUGUCUUUGUGUGGCAGAUGUGGGCUCCGUGGAGGGCUUGGCGUACCACCGCGGCUGGGACACUCUGUACUGGAGCAGCUCCACGUCCUCCUCCAUCAGCCGCCACACUGUGGACCAGACCCGAGUGAGCGGCUUCUACAGAGAGGCUGUGAUCACGCUGUCGGAAGAGGACCAUCCGCACACUCUGGCCCUGCAUGAGUGCCACAGCCUGAUGUUUUGGACCAAUUGGAAUGAGCAGAGGCCCAGUAUCAUGAGGUCCACGCUGUCGGGGAAAAACAUGCAGGUCAUCGUCAGUUCCGAUAUUCUGACUCCCAACGGCCUUAGCAUUGACCACCGAGCCGAGAAGAUCUACUUUUCUGACGGGACGCUGGGCAAGAUCGAGAGAUGCGACUUUGAUGGCUCCAACAGAUACGUAAUUAUCAAGUCUGGUUCUGGAAACUUCUAUGGUCUGGCCAUCUAUGCAGACUUCAUGUACUGGUCGGACUGGGGUCGCAGAGCAGUUCUCCGCGCCAACAAGUACACGGGAGCUGAUACCAAAGUCCUACGAGCCGAUAUACCUCAUCAGCCUAUGGGAAUUAUUGCUGUUGCUAGGGAUACCAACAAUUGUGAGAUGUCUCCGUGUCGACACAUGAACGGAGGCUGCGGAGACCUUUGCCUUCUGACGCCGCAGGGCCGGGUCAACUGCUCGUGCCGAGGGGAACGCAUUCUGCUCGACGACAACAGAUGCGUGUCUGAAAACUCAUCCUGCAACAUCCACACCGAGUUUGAGUGCGGAAACGGAGAAUGCAUCAACUACCAGCUCACCUGUGAUGGAGUGGCCCACUGCAAGGAUAAAUCAGACGAGAAGAUGCAGUACUGCGAGAACCGCAGCUGCCGUCGGGGCUACCGAGCGUGUUACAACCAGCACUGUGUGUCCAACAGCCUCUUCUGCGAUGGCGUGGACCACUGUGGGGACAACUCUGAUGAGGCCUUCUGCACCAAUGUCACAUGCAGCUCAUCAGAAACAUCCUGCAAAGACGGGAGCUGCGUGCCGAGCUCCUCAUGGUGUAACCAGGUCAUAGACUGUGCCGACGCCUCCGACGAGAAGAGCUGCAACCACACCGACUGCUCCCACUUUUACAAGCUGGGGGUGAAAGAGAGAGAAUUUGUGAGCUGUAACUCCACCUCUCUGUGCAUCCACCCCUCGUGGAUCUGUGAUGGGGCCAACGACUGUGGAGACUAUGCCGACGAGACCAACUGUCAGGUCUCUCAUGGGCAGAAGUGUGAGGAGGGACACUUCGCUUGUCCAAGUGGAAACUGCAUCUCCAGUGUUUGGUUGUGUGACGGCCAAAAGGACUGUGAGGACGGAGCCGAUGAGUUUCAGUGUGACUCCUCUUGCCUGUGGAACCAGUUUGCAUGUUCUAAAAACAAGUGCAUUGCAAAGCAGUGGCUGUGUGACGGGGAGAACGACUGCGACGACGGUCUGGACGAGAGCAUGCAGAUCUGCGGAUCAGUGACUUGUGCCCCUGGUCUGUUCAGCUGCCCCGGCUCGUACGCCUGUGUGCCCAAGCGCUGGCUCUGUGACGGCGAGAGGGACUGUCCCGACGGCAGUGACGAGCUCUCUGCUGCUGGAUGUGCACCCAAUAACACAUGUGAUGACACCUCAUUUCGCUGUCACAACAAAGCCUGCAUCCCUCAGAGAUUCGUGUGCGACCACGAUGAUGACUGUGGAGAUGGAUCGGACGAGUCAGUUGAAUGCGCCUAUCGCACAUGCCGAUCAGAGGAGUUUCGCUGUGGGGACGGUCGCUGCCUGCUCAGUGCUCAGUGGGAGUGCGACGGCUACGCGGACUGCCCCGACCACUCUGAUGAACUGCCUCUCAACCUCAAAUGUCUGGCCGCAGGAAGCUUGUGCAAUGGCUCCUUUUUCAUGUGCUCGAAUGGUCGCUGCAUUUCCGAGGGCAGCCUGUGUGACGGGCGAGACGACUGCGGCGACGGCUCCGACGAGAGGAACUGUAACGUCAACGAGUGCUUGAACCGAAGAGUGAGCGGCUGCACCCAGGACUGCCAGGAUCUGUCUGUGGGCUACAAGUGCAAAUGCUGGCCUGGUUUCCACCUGAAAGAUGACGGUAAAACCUGUGUGGAUAUCGACGAGUGCGCCACGACUCUGCCCUGUAGCCAGCGCUGCAUCAACACCUACGGUUCCUUCAAGUGUUUGUGCGUGGACGGAUACGAGGCCCUGGAGCGCAACCCCAAUAUCUGCAAGGCGGUGUCAGCCGAAGAGCCUUUUCUCAUUAUGGCGGAUCAUCACGAGAUCCGCAAACUCAGUGUGGAUGGGUCCAACUACACCAUCUUGAAGCAGGGCCUUAAUAACAUCAUUCAUAUUGACUUUGACUACAAGAAGGAGUUCAUCUACUGGGUGGAUUCGACCAGACCGAGCGGACGCAAGAUCAACCGGAUGCGCCUCAACGGAAGUGACCUCAAGAUCGUUCACAGGACCUCAGUGCCCAGUGCGUUAGCCGUGGACUGGAUUGGGAAGAAUCUCUACUGGUGCGACGCUGAAAGGAAAACUCUGGAGGUCUCCAAAGCCAAUGGCCUUUAUCCCACUGUUCUCAUCAACUCUGGACUCAAAAACCCAACAGACCUCGCCCUGGACCCUCAAACUGGGCUGGUGUUCUGGGUGGACUGCUGUGAGCCUGCGUACAUCGGGCGUAUUGGCAUGGACGGAAGAGGCCAGACGGUUAUCAUUGACACAGAGCUCCUGAGCCCAACCGCUCUCACCAUCGAUUACACCAACAAGCGGCUGUACUGGGCCGACGACAACCACAUCCUCUUCUCAAACAUGGACGGCUCGCAAAGGCACAAAGUGUCCUACGACCACAUCCAGGGGGUAAUGGCGCUCACUCUGUUCGAGGACUUUGUGUAUUGGACCGACGGCAAAUCCAAGUCACUGCGUCGCGCUCACAAGACGACCGGCGUUCAGGGAAUGGAGCUCCUCAAUUCCUGGCAGGCCAUCAAAUCCAUCAAGGUCUACCACUCCCUGCGCCAGCCCGAAGUUCCCAAGCACCAAUGUCAGAUCGCAAAUGGAGGAUGCAGCCACCUGUGUCUGCUGUCCCCCGGCGGAGAACACAAAUGCGCUUGUCCAACUAAUUUUUACUUGGCCGCCGACAAUAAAACCUGUCUCUCCAACUGCACUUCCAGUCAGUUUCGCUGCGGGACUGACGAAUGCAUCCCGUUUUGGUGGAAGUGCGACACGGUGGACGACUGUGGCGACGGAUCAGACGAGCCCGCAGACUGCCCUGAAUUUAAAUGUCAGCCGGGUCGUUUCCAGUGCGGCACGGGGCUCUGUGCGCUGCCUCCUUUUAUCUGUGAUGGAGAGAACGACUGCGGAGACAACUCAGACGAAGCCAACUGCGAGACGUACAUCUGUCUGUCGGGCCAGUUCAAGUGCACCAGAAAACAGAAAUGUAUCCCUCUUAACCUGCGCUGCAACGGCCAGGACGACUGCGGAGACGGAGAAGACGAGACGGACUGUCCUGAGAGUACCUGUUCUCCGGACCAGUUCCAGUGCAAAGCCUCCAUGCACUGUAUUUCAAAACUGUGGGUCUGCGACGAAGACCCAGACUGCGCCGAUGGCUCCGACGAGGCCAACUGUGGCAUGUCUACGGCUACCACCCCCGCCAAAGGGUCGGAUCCGAAGCCGAAGGAGGCUGCAUCCCGCUCAUGCCCUGCGUCAUGCGGGUCUGCCAUCUCAGGCAGGGACCCUCACCCAAUGUGCAUAACCUGCAUGGGUGCUAAACACGCUAAGGCAGCGCUCGCUGACCGCGAGUCCUGCGGGUACUGCUCAUCUAUGCCUGAGAAAAUAUUAGAGAGGAGGCUCAGAGUUGCGGUGGCUCAUCCCCAGGACCCGUUGCUGGCGGGGACCACCGAUAAACCCACAGCCGUCACUCAACAGCCCCGCAAGACUGAACUAUGGUCAGAUAUGCUGAAUGACGAUGACGCUGAUAUGCCGCCAUUAUUCGAGGAUCUGCUCGAUGUGGACCCAGGCGACGAGGGCGCAGACGGCGAUGAUGCCGCUUCUGACUUCCUCGAGGCUGUGGAUAUGGAUGAUGUGGAGGAGGACUCUACAUUCCCAGCGGCCCAGUCCCGACCCUCCAGCGCAUCUGAGGCUGCGACUCCCGUCGAUAGCAGCCUAUAUGAUGUGUGCAAGCGCGCUGCCGCCAAGCUUAACAUAACCUGGCCAGCCGCUGUAGAUGCGGAGGAUGGGGAAAGGGAUUUAUAUGACGGUAAACGACUCCCGCCAGCGCAUCCACCUCCGAAGCAACUUCUCCCUGCUGUCAGCGCGUGCAUGAGAGAGGUGGGGAGGUUUUGGAAUAACCCACUUAGGAGCAAGCUUCCUGUACAGGGCUAUUCAAAGCUGGAGAUCCAUGGGAUGAAGGAGGUGGGGUUGGCCGAACCCCCAGCGGUGGAGCCUUCAGUGGCUUUUCACCUCCAUCCUAAUCGCCGUUCCGUCUCAGCCUCAAGGGAACUACUUGAGGAAAUGGGACAACAGCUGGACUCCGGGUCUCCUAACCCGGUCCUCUGGGAGGAAAUCUGCGUGGUAAAUGAUCUCAUCCUACGCUCUACUCGUGGAGCUGUCCAGGGCUGCGACCAUGUCAUGGGACUGGCCGUAGCGGGUGAGAGGGGUCUAUGGCUCAACCACUCAGGUCUGACAGACGCUCAGAAGGCUGAAGUUAUGGACACUGCUUAUGACCCUACCAAAGGUCUAUUUGGUCCGGCCCUGGAGAAGAUGAAGGAGACCAGUACCCUCCGUAAAGAGGAGGGUGCGGCCUUUAAUCUCUGUCUGCCAAGGAAACAACCUCCUCGUCCAGCGCAGCCCCAGAGAGCGGGCCCCUCUGGACAGACAGGCCCAAGGGUUCCCAGGGCGGGCCCUGGGCCGCAGAGGGGGGCAACCCAGCACCCUGGCCAGCAUUCCAACCAGCAUUCUGGCCAGCAGCAACGGUCAGGCAACUCUAGACCAUGGGGAAAACACUCCUAUGCUGCGGCUGCAGCAAAAAACCGCUCUUCUCAGCCCGGGGAGAGCAAAAAGAAGCGCAGUUCCUAG
This is a messenger RNA of Knipowitschia caucasica, 5100 nucleotides long. The record is from the annotation of a GenBank genome assembly. Lineage: Eukaryota; Metazoa; Chordata; Actinopteri; Gobiiformes; Gobiidae.